AAUAGCUUUAACAAGUGUUCCAAUUGCAGAAAAUAAGUGAUGGUGAUGAUUGCAAACCUGAAACAGCUACUGAAGAUGUGGAAAAUGAUGUCCAUUUCAGUAAAGCUACGGCCUUGUCUAAACAGCAUGAGAAAUCCCCAGUAAUGGGUGUCUUAAGUCCAAAGGCUGACGGUGCGAUCCACAGACCAUCUAUAAGCGAGAGCAGUAUUAAGAAGGCAAUUUGGGAAACGGCUGAUCUUUUUGAAGCUAAUUCUGCAAACAUAACUUUGGCUGGAGUUCGCCGACUUCUAGAGGAGGAUCUCGGACUAGAGAAAAACGCACUUGACCCUUUCAAAAAUUUCAUAGGUCGACAGAUAGAUCAGGUGUUAAAUUCACCAAAGCAACCUAAAUUUGUGAAAGAUGUCAAGAAGAAUGUCUCUCAUAUCUCAAAAGCUAAAAAGUCGAAAACUGGCAGCAGUGAAGAAGAGUCUGAUUCUUCACGCAGAGAAAGUGAUGAGAUGGGAGUUAAAGCACGGCCGAAAAAGGAAGCUGAUUCUAAAGGAAAAACUAAGAAAGCGGAACAGUCAAAGAAACGGAAAUUAGAGUGA
Striga asiatica is the source of this 587-nucleotide messenger RNA. Lineage: Eukaryota; Viridiplantae; Streptophyta; Magnoliopsida; Lamiales; Orobanchaceae. The record is from the annotation of a GenBank genome assembly.